Salmo salar (Atlantic salmon) is the source of this 1367-nucleotide messenger RNA. RefSeq names its product C-type natriuretic peptide 1 (gene anfc1). Gene Ontology annotation, cellular component: extracellular region. NCBI's taxonomy places the organism in Eukaryota, Metazoa, Chordata, Actinopteri, Salmoniformes, Salmonidae. The record is from RefSeq and is a predicted model, not a curated record. Gene Ontology annotation, molecular function: hormone activity. Gene Ontology annotation, biological process: cGMP biosynthetic process; receptor guanylyl cyclase signaling pathway.
UGGAGGGGGCCGGAGGGAGGAUGUUUGCCGGUAUAAACCCACCUCAUCAUCCCAGCUGAUACACUAACAUUAAACCACUGCCAAGCGAACACAAGAGGCAAACUCAUCCUUUCAAUAACAUCACUGAGAGAGAGGGAAGAGGAGAAAAGGAGGGGCAAAGCGUGAGAUAGUGAUGCUUUCAGCAGGUGCCGAACAGUGAGAGGUAGCUGAUAGAGGAGAGGGAAAGACUGCGUGAGAGAAAUAGAGAUGCAGCCAGCCUGUGAGAGCACACAGUGACCCACAGCAUCGGAGACAAGAGAAGAAGACAAAGUUGUCAGUGUAGUCGUGUCCAGCCAGUCUCCUGCAUUACUGUUCCCGCCCUCCCUCUACUCACCGCUGCCAUGCUGUACCCAGCUCUGCUCUGUGCUGCUCUGCUCCUGAUCGCACCCCUGGGGCACACAGAGGGGCGCACCCUGCACCCCUCACCUGAUGCCAUCCAGUUUGUUGAGCAGUUUCUGGAUCGCUACAACGACCUGACCCUGGAUGACCUGGAGAACCUGGUGAGCAGCCAACCAGAGGAGCCCUCCUCUGCUUUUACUUCCGGGGUCAAAGUCGCUGAGUACCCCAAAUGGGCUGACAUACCAGCACAGGGCGACAGCACCUGGCUCCGCCUCCUGAAGGGGACCCUGGCCAAUCAGAAAAGAGCUGUGACGGACCGGUCGAGGAGGGGGUGGAACCGAGGAUGCUUCGGACUCAAACUGGACAGGAUCGGGUCAAUGAGUGGACUGGGCUGCUAGUGGAGAGAGAGGAAGAGACUGACGUCCCUCAGGGGAUAUGAGGACGAACACACAGUAGGCUGCUACACAGCACACAGUCAUUUACACACAUGAGGUGAAUACAAGGAUGUUAAUGUGAGUACAAAGGAGGUCUACAUGUAGCGUAGCUGUAGUGUACUUGCUGUAUUGCUAAUGUGGUUCCAUCGAGCUUAGUGACAGUUACUCUGUAUGUCUCCUGGCUGUUGGAAGGGGUUAGCUGUACUUAUAUUGUACAUCUAUUCAUUUGAAUCUUCAAAGUAUCAGAGUUAUGUUUACAUCAAGCUGUUAUUCUAUUUUAAGUCUCUGAGUGUUGUUUUGACAGUAUACCUGCACUUUAUUUAAAAUGAAGUAUUUAAAACUUUUGUCUUUCUUGACUAAUAUUGUCCUUGUUAAUCCUGCAGAAAUAGUUGUGUUAUGGCAUGUUUAAUGGAAAUAAAUAUUAGAAAAAAGAUAAUAAUAUAAUUAAAGUCAAAUGUUUCUUCUCUCUGCUAUUGAUUUGACAUACAUUUGGCAUGAAUAAAUGUACACUGAAACAUGUUGUAUUGAGUGUUGUGUUCUAUUAAAGUCCUGACA